AUGAGUUCUGGUCAGGGUCCAGCACAAGCACCAACACCGGACAGCCUGAGCGAGAGACUGGCAAGCAGCUUUGCUCCAAUCGACUUCGAUUUUUGGAAUGCGACCCAGGCUCUGAAACCGUCUUCCUCCACUCCGACCUUCUCGAGAAUCUCGCCGGACGGGCGAGAUCCGCGAGACCUGCUUUCGCACCAGACUCCACCUGCGGCCUUCGCAUCAAGAACCCUAUCUUCGGACCCUCAGUCGCAACCAUACAACCUCUCCCCGCGCCUGAUCGCAGGCAAAGGAGGUUUGACCGAAUCAAAAGCCCACAAUCGACAGACGAGUAUCGUCCAUGGCAUACAGCAUUCGAGGAAUGGAAGCUUCGCGAGUGCUUCAUCCAGUCCGUUGAGUCCUCAGAUGAUCAUUGCAGCCGGCACUGAUGCAUCCACCAUGGGCGACUCAACAUUUGCAAGCAGUCUAGUUGGGCUGGCUGGGGGUGCCUCCUUCAGUUCCUCAACUUCGACAGUUGUACCUGAUCGAGCCUCGUCUGCUACGGAGAAUGGCAGUUACCAUACAACGCAGAAGCGGGUGGAGCGCAUGCAUAGUGGGAAGAGUAGUCGGGACCAUCGACACCAUCAUUCGCAUUCGCGACAUCAUCAUAAGGAGGAGCUGAAGACCGUUGGCGAGUAUGCUCUACAUGUGCUAUUUACAUCAUUUAUUGCCCAAGCCGAAGAGAAAAUCAGCCAAUGUAUCACUGUUCCUCUCGACCCUGAACCUCAAAUAGAGCAGAUAUGUGGUCCUGGAGUGGACCCGACGUUCGACCAGCUAAUUUCGGCCCUGGGCCAUAUUGCGAGCCAGAAACCGAAGCCUUUGAUCGAUUCAAUGAUGUUGUGGCGUAAGAACAAAAGUGAUGCCGCUAGUGAGGCAAGAGUGCAACUACAACAGUCUAAGAUACAACCGGGCCAAAUGCUACGACGAAAUACAGAACCUCCACAUAUAAUGCCGGACGAUGCUCUUGCUGCUAAUAAUCAACCUACAAUAGCUGCCCGUCAAGAGUUUGUUGCCCAAGCCGAGCGCCGUUCCACCGCCUCAAUCUACAUACUAUGUCGUGUGUUGAUGGAGGUCAUUGGCCAAAGUACACUAUCGUGUAUAACCCCCGAAAUGGAGGAAAAGCUGGAGGGAAUCAUUUUUGGACAGUUGAAGAUUGCCGAUGCUGACCAACUUAACAAUUCGCCUCUCAAGAUGGCAAAUUGGUACCUGUUCAGCCAAUUGCUGGGUGUUAUGAGCGAGAUCAAUUUCGAAAGUGUUGCAGACAGGUUUAUUGCGGAUCUGGAGAAGUCACAAAAAGAUCUUAUCGGCAAGGGACCAGCAAAUCGAGAAAUUGAAGGAAGGAUGGAACUUGUGCUUGGGGGAAUGAAGCACCUACGAAUCAAGGUGUAUCCAGAAGAUGCCUGGGAUCAGUCUUGCGACUUUAUGAUAUCGCUUGGACGGUUCUUUGCUCGGUCACACGGACAACGUUUAAAAUAUGCUUAUUGCCAAGCUCUCGAAAUUCUACUGCUCCCCAUCGCGGCAAAAGCCAAUACUGAGCUAAAUAUGCCAAAAUGGACUGAAGUUCUUGGAACGAUCGCACCUCGCCUUGCUUCUAUGUUCGUCAAACCUCGACACUGGAGUGUUGCGUUUCCGUUGACAGCUACUCUGCUGUGUGUAUCACCAGUUGAGGCUUUUUCAACCCAGUGGCUGCAGCUUGUGCUUCCGUUACAGCCGAAAUUCAAAGACCGUUUUGCCAGACCUUUGUGCUUGCAAGUCAUUUCGAGAUUACUUUGGACUUAUCUUUACCGCACAUCUGAUACCCUAAACUCGACGAUCAAGAAGUUGGAAGAAGUUAUCAAGCUGGUGAUACCACCUGGGAAGAGGACGUAUCUCUCGACUGACCCUUCAAUUGCCGAGCCUUUGAUUCAGAUAAUUCGCAUCAUUGGGUUCAAGCACCAGGACUUUUGCUUGCGAACGAUAGUCUUUCCUCUGAUCAACGCAGACCUAUUCGCUUCAGGCAGAGACUUGAAAGUCGAGCAAUUGGAGCCAGAGAAGAUGGUAAUUGGUAUUAGAGCAUUCCUGGCUAUAAUGGCAGAUCUCGAAAAGGGAGAUCAAGGUCGACCGCCAUUUCCACAGCACUAUGCGCCCCUACCAUUAUGGGAUCGAAUGCCAACUUCACCUCUAAUGACCGCUCCGCGAAGUCCUCCACUACUCCCAACCCAAAUUCGAAGCCAGGACGAUCGGUUGUCUCGUCCAGUAAUGACGAAUACCCUCAGUGACGUCGCCAAAGAAUAUUAUUCGAAAUUCUGCGAGAUACUUGGGAAGAUCACCAUCAUAUGUGACAAUACUUUUGGCGGUCAAGCUGUAUUGGACGAGAAAUUUAACAGCCCUGCACCAAAAACUCCGUUAGCCGAAAGCUUCAAUUUUGCUCGGCGUGAUGAUCAUCAGAGCUACUCGGACCAGAAGCAGGGCUUCUACGAACUACUACACGUUGCUGUACAAGCGCUACCACGUUGUCUCUCAGCUGAUAUUCCCUUCAAUUCCUUGGUGAACUUGCUGUGCACUGGCACAGCCCACGUCCAGUACAACAUUGCCGAGUCUUCGGCGCAGUCAUUAAAAUCAAUCGCACGCCAGUCUCAUGCCCAGCAAGUCACAAUCGGAUUUGCUCGAUUCAUAUUCAAUUUUGAUGACAGAUAUUCAACAAUGUCAGAUGGUGGCAUGCUUGGUCCUGGCCAUAUUGAGAGUACACUGAAGCUGUAUGUUGAGCUUUUGCACAUUUGGAUUGAGGAGAUCAAGCACAAGACCAAAGAAGCUUCUGCCGAUGUCACUGAAGAUGGAGGCGCAGACAAGCGCGGCGUCCAACUAGAUCUUUCAGGCAUCUGGGCUCACGUGGAUGAAGUAGAAUCACAUGGACUGUUCUUCCUGUGCUCUCAGUCGAGGAGAGUUCGUGCCUUUGCUGUCAACGUUUUGCGGCUAAUCACCGAAUUCGAUACAGCACUCGGCAAAGAUAAUGGUAGACUCAUUCAUAUCCUCGAAGGCGACUCAAUGCGUGUCAUGGAUUUCAAUGAUGAGCAUCUAUCUGUUGCGGAGCGCAGCAGACUACAGCGAGGGAUGCGAAAGAGCAACUCACAAAGUGCUCUCAUUGAUCUUUGCAGCAGCGAAGUUUCUUACGAUACAACACUUUGGUUCAAGAUUUUCCCCAACUUAAUCCGGAUCAGCUACGACCGAUGUCCUUUCGCUGUUACACUUGGACGGGAGUUGAUAUGUAAUCGUAUUUUACAAAUGUAUCGGGGUAUUGUAGCCUUAUCGGAGGUCACCAGAGGUCCGCAGUACGGUUCCUUUGAUCGGUUCGAAACAGGGAGUGGCCGCCUGCUAUCGAGAUCUUCAACAACCCCACCAGAAGUUUUGAUUGAGCAGUGGAAGCUAUAUCUGAUCGUGGCGUGCACCACGCUUUCCGACAAAGGUGGUCAGCAACAAUCCUCUCCUCAGGCUGCUCAGCACUUGCGGAAAGGCUCAAAGCCCAGUCAGACGCAGGAGAAAAUCACAUCUGCUCGAUCAUUAUUCAAAUACAUCAUACCUCUGCUUCCGGUCAACCCAGCUUCGAUCCGAGACGCUGUUGUCGUCGCUCUAGGGUCUAUCAACGUCAAUAUCUACAAGACCUUGCUCGAAGAGUUGCAAACAGCGGUCAGUCGGUGCAAUGAUGAUGCCAGAGCUCGAAUUCACCAACGAACAGUGAGCAGUCCAAGGAGGAAUAAGCGAACAGAUCUAUUAAGGACAGAAAUUACCCAUGUUUAUAGACUCACGUCACGCUUCUUGAAAGACCCAGAGGUACAUCAGAGUGAUUGGAUACUGAACAAUCUCGUCGCGUACACGAAAGACCUCAAGUUAUUCCUCAUGGAUGGUGAGGUUCAAAUGGAUUGGGAGUUCCAAAAACUCCGUAGGCAUUACUGCGGCCUAAUGGAAGAGCUAUUUGAGGGAAUAAACCUCACCAAGGACCCUUCUCGGUGGAUGACUUUCGAAUCGAGGAAAUCUUCAUUUGCCCUAAUGGAAGAUUGGUGUGGUUAUUCGCCCAAUCAGCCUCAAAUACGUCAACGUGAAGACAGUAUGAGACAGUCAAUGAUCGAUCAACAGUCGCUUGGCGAAAGAGGAACGGUUACUGCAGCCAUGGAGAUUGAGAAGAGAAACCUGCGAACGGCGGCCCUCAGCGCAAUGGCCGCCCUGUGUGGUGGCCCAGUAAGCAUUACAACCCAGAGCCAAGCGAAUCUUCAAUUUGACAUCAGACGAAUGCUCUCAUGGAUCGAUACCAUUUUCAGCUCGGGGAGUGAUCGGAUGCAUGUCAUUGGACGAAGAGCCCUGAAGAAUCUGAUUGUGCACAACAAGGAGUUCACAUAUUUGCUCGAGCAUUCGAUUGCUCGGUGCUAUUUGGCCGAUAUGGGAAAGGUGCUGGAGAGCUACUACGAAGUGGUGACUGAAGUAGUGCUGGAGCAUCCUGAUUAUCCAAUGCCCUUCUGGAAGCUCCUUGGUGUUGGGCUGUAUACACUGGGCAGUGAGCAGAGUGAAAUGCGAUCGAAGUCAGCCCACAUGUUACGAAUACUCGAGGAGAGGCAACAGAAGAGCUCGAAAAUCCAAGAUUACGAUAUCAGCAUUUCUGACAAGACCAAAGCCGUGUACAAGCUUGCUCAAUUUGAGAUUUCGAAGCGACUCUCCAAACAGCACUCUGAAUUGGCUUUCAUCAUAUUUUCUGAGUUCACUGCAUACUUCAAUCAGCUUCAGUCUGGUGCCCAGCGAAACAUGGUUGCCGCUAUUCUCCCCUGGAUUCAGAUCAUCGAACUGCAGAUCGAUCCGAAUGGUGGACCAACAGCUCAGUCCUACGUGCUUCUGACGAAUUUAUUUGAAAUUACUAUCAAGUCCAGCAGUGCGCUCCACAAUGAGGUGCAAGCACUAUGGCAAGCUCUUGCAACUGGACCACAUGCCGGCAAUGUCCAACUUGUGCUAGACUUUAUCAUGUCUCUCUGUUUGGAUCGUCGAGAGCAGAAUUUUGUUGAGUAUGCCAAGCAAAUUGUCGUCUUCCUGUCCAGUACGCCUGCUGGAGUAAAGGUGGUCGAGUUCCUCUUGAUGCAAAUUACGCCAAAAGCCAUGAUACCAAACGAGAAGCGCGAGCUCAGUCCGCCUCCUCCAGAUGUCGGUAAACUUCCAUACAUCGCAGAACUUGCCGAGGCGCUGCCUAUUGGAGCCAAGCAAGCUGGGUUUUCUCUUGGACAGCUGUCGUUGAUUCUUUUGGUAGAUCUGAUGGUGUCCCCAGUCCAACUAGUUGCCGAAAAUGUGCCACUGCUCCUCCAAGUUGUCACUGUCUUAUGGGAUCACUACAUACCGCUGGUACAAGAACAGGCUCGAGAAAUGCUCAUUCAUCUCAUCCACGAGUUGGUCAUCUCACAGAUUGAUGAUGAGCUUACCACACCAACAAAGAAGUCAAUCGAAGACUUCAUCGAGUCCAUCCGUCGGCAUGAUCCCAAAGUCAUUUGGGCGUAUGAAGAUAAUAAUGGGAAAGUUGAUGACCAGGACAACAAAGUGCCCGCCGGCAUGGAGCUUCUUACAAGUGAGGUGGUCAGAGAUUUCGAAGUCACAUAUCCUGGCAUUCAAGAGCAAUGGGGUAAACUGUCUUUAACCUGGGCAACAUCUUGCCCAGUGAGGCAUUUGGCGUGCCGAUCUUUUCAAAUUUUUCGCUGCAUUCUCACGUCCUUGGAUCAACCCAUGCUUGCGGACAUGCUUGCAAGAUUGUCGAACACCAUUGCUGACGAAGAUUCUGAUGUCCAAACGUUUUCAAUGGAGAUUCUAACGACGCUGAAGACCUUGAUCUGUAAAUUGGACACCCAGGAUUUAAUGACAUUCCCACAGCUGUUUUGGACAACAUGUGCAUGCUUGGAUACUAUCAACGAAAGAGAAUUCUUGGAAGCACUCAAUAUGCUAGAAGAGCUCAUUGGAAAACUCGACCUGAGCGAUCCGAAUGUCAGAUUGCUUCUCGCCGAGGGAAGACCACUUCGAUGGGAGGGUGCAUUCGAGGGUCUCCAACAAUUAGUGCACAAGGGACUUCGGUCAUCAGUGUGUCUCGACUUGACAUUGAAGACUUUGAAUAAGCUUGUUCGGCUUCCAAACGAUGACCUGAUCGGAGACGACAGCCGACUUCUUUUCGCUGUCCUUGCCAAUUUCCCAAGGUACCUCCACGCAAUGGAUCAAGACACGAUUGAUGUUGAGAGCGCAAAGAGCGCCGAAAUUCUUGCUCAGGUCGCCGAAGCCCAGGGUUGUAGUACCAUCUCAAGAGCGCUGAGUGGAUUCGCAGCUGGCCGAUAUCGAACAAGUAAGGACUUUCUUGCCCAGCUUGUAUCUGCAAUCCGGGAAGCUUUCUUCCCGCAAUGGGAUUUCGGAAGUCUUACUUUCCUCAUGGGCCUGCUUACGAACAAUAUACCCUGGUUCAAGCUGAAGACGAUGCGCAUUCUUUGUGCAAUAAUACCCGAUAUCGACAUGAAGAAGCCUGAAAUUGCUUCGCAUGGCCCAGAUCUGAUCUCACCACUGUUGAGACUGCUACAGACUGAAUUUUGUAUGGAAGCUUUAGAAGUAUUGGACAACAUCAUGACGAUGACAGGUACCUCCAUGGACAAGCAUCAUUUGAGGAUGAGCAUGACCAGGUCUUCCUCGAAGGCAAUUCGAAAGGAAUAUGAGCGUACCCAGAGCUUGUUCGGAAUACCAGAAGAGUCGGGAUGGUCGAUACCAGUUCCUGCAAAACAUGCCGAGACUACAAGAGCGAAUGUCCAUGCUGUAUUCUAUAUGUGUCAAAACGCCGAGAAUAUGGACCCUGAGACAGCUCCAACUCCAGACGUCGAAUUUCACGUCGAUGAUUUCCAAUACGGCUACUUCCCAGCCACCGAGAGAACAGAGACAAUGAUGUCCGACGAAGGCCGAGGAGACGGGCAUAUUGGAGAUCUUGUGAUGAAGCUCGAUAGUCUGGAUGAUUUCUUCGAAGAUAGUUUACAGAGCCCUACAAGUGAUGGUCGAUCGUCUCGGACAAUUACAGAAGCAGGAUUCGCCAGUGAAGGAUUCGAGUCGGGUGCCCAAUUAUACGAUGAACAAACUCUUCCCAUCCUCCACCAAUCACUCGCUAGCACGUCCAGCAACACAUCGUUUCAAAACGGCUUCACAGAUAUGCGACCUCCUCCAAGUCGUGAACACAAUGCCAUGAAUCCCGGCGCAUUCAGUCUCGUUCCUGGCGCCCGGCCCAUAAUGCACUCUCGCUCCAUCACGUCUCCCUCCGCCUCCACCACUACCCAUCCCAGCAUGACGUACACCUCCGACGACGAUUACACUGAGGAGGUCUUCUCAGAUGGCGAUGAUGAGCGCACAGCUGCUCCGGGAGAAGGCUCUUUCUUCCUCGAGAAUAUGAUCAAGCCGCUCGCCCAAGGUACCCGAAGCAGCAUGCGUCGACUCACAGGCGGACGAUCUCGAGACAGUGACCGCAUGAGAGAUACCCUGCGAGCUGAGCGCCGCGGCCUCUCGCAGCCGCCCAAAUCCCCUCGUGUGCCGAAAAUCCCAAAUGCCUACGUGCAGAAGACGACAAGUCCUAGCGACCCACUAUAG
Messenger RNA from Cadophora gregata, 7638 nucleotides. RefSeq names its product Cell morphogenesis protein PAG1 (gene TAO3). Gene Ontology annotation, biological process: cell morphogenesis. The record is from RefSeq and is a predicted model, not a curated record. Lineage: Eukaryota; Fungi; Ascomycota; Leotiomycetes; Helotiales; Ploettnerulaceae. Gene Ontology annotation, cellular component: cell cortex; site of polarized growth. The transcript has 4 exons. The coding region runs from base 1 to 7638 and encodes 2545 amino acids.